GUAACACCACGCUAGAACACGGGAGCAUGGUCGCUAGCUCGGGCUGUAAUCGGUGAAAGAUGGACUUUUAUCCAGAUGGACAGCUGAUCAUCGUCUAAAAUGGUGCACACUGCUUCUAUUCUCAGAGCUAAUCUGCUGCAGUGAAACACCGUAACCACACACACUCCCACUUCCUGUUCUGUGUACUGAAGUGAGUCUAGCUUCAGUGGUACACACACACCUGAGGAACAACUAUAAUAAUCAUCUGUACCUCUGAUCCUCAGAGCGUUUUUGCACCCACUUACAGACCCGUAUCACACUCAUCACAAGUAUUUAAAUCUCAUUAGCCGCUAACAGCAAACAUGGCCAGUAUUCUGUCCAAGUGCGGCAAAGUCCUGCUGCGCCGGCGACCGUUGGAUUUUUCUGGUGAAGAAACCCAGUUUGCUCGCUGCCUGUCCACCCUGGACCUGAUCGCCCUGGGGGUGGGCUCCACGCUGGGGGCCGGCGUCUACGUCCUCGCUGGCGAGGUCGCCCGGGAGAAGGCAGGGCCGGCCAUCGUCCUCUGCUUCCUCAUCGCCGCUCUGUCCUCCAUGCUGGCCGGCCUGUGCUACGCCGAGUUUGGCGCCCGGGUCCCCAAGACGGGGUCUGCAUACCUGUACAGUUACGUGACGGUCGGAGAGAUCUGGGCCUUCAUCACCGGGUGGAACCUCAUCCUCUCCUACGUCAUAGGUACGGCGAGCGUGGCCAGGGCCUGGAGCUCAACGUUUGAUAACCUGGUGGAACAGAAGAUCUCCGGCUUCUUCAAGGAGUGCAUGACGAUGAAGGUUCCCGGUGACGUGCUGGCCGAGUACCCCGACCUGUUUGCUCUGAUCCUGGUCCUGCUGCUCACCGGGCUUCUGGCCUUCGGCGUGAGCGAGUCUGCGUUGGUCAACAAGAUCUUCACGGGGAUCAACCUGGUGGUUCUGGGGUUUGUUAUCAUCUCUGGCUUCGUCAAGGGGGACACGGCCAACUGGAACCUGACGAAAGACGACUACUUCAGCUACCGGAACAGCACCAACAGCACCAGCAGGGUGGAGAAGGAAUUUGGCGAGGGAGGCUUCGCACCAUUCGGCUUUGCUGGAGUCUUGUCUGGUGCAGCCACCUGCUUCUACGCCUUCGUGGGCUUUGACUGCAUCGCCACGACCAGCGAGGAGGCGAAGAACCCGAUGCGGUCCAUCCCGAUCGGCAUCGUGGCCUCGCUGCUGAUCUGCUUCUUCGCCUACUUCGGCGUGUCCGCUGCUCUGACCAUGAUGAUGCCGUACUACCAGCUGGACGUGCAGAGUCCCCUGCCGGAGGCCUUCAGCUACGUGGGCUGGGCCCCCGCCCGGUACAUCGUGGCUGUGGGUUCCCUCUGCGCUCUGUCCACCAGCCUGCUGGGGUCCAUGUUCCCGAUGCCCCGAGUCAUUUACGCCAUGGCUGAGGACGGGCUGCUGUUCCGCGUCCUGUCCAGGAUUAACGCUCGUACCAAGACCCCCAUGUUGGCGACUAUUGUUUCUGGCAUCGUUGCAGCUCUGAUGGCCUUCCUCUUCGACCUGGGAGCGCUGGUCGACCUCAUGUCCAUAGGAACGCUGCUGGCCUACUCUUUAGUCGCCAUCUGCGUCCUGAUUCUCAGGUACCAGCCCGGGACCCUGAGCUCGUCCAGCCAGAUGGAGAAGCUGGUGGAGCUGGUGGAGGGGGAGAAGGUGCCGGUCAGCGGGGGGGACAGCGGGGACGAGUACAGCGCAGAGACGGACGAGCGGCCGCUCCGGGACACCUUCACCUUCACACUGCUCUUCUCCCCGAGCCGAAAGAUCCCCACCCAGACCUCCGGCACCAUCGUCUACGCCACCACGGCUAUUAUCUCGGUUCUCAUCACGGUCCUGUGCAUCAUCAUGGCCAACUUCCUGCCGCAGCUGCUGUCGGGCCACGCCGGCGUGGUGGUGCCCUGUGUCCUCCUAGCUCUGCUCUGCGCCGUCUGCAUCGUCAUCAUCUGGAGGCAGCCGGAGAGCAAAGAGGCCCUCACCUUCAAGGUCCCCCUGCUGCCCUGGCUGCCCCUGUUCAGCGUGUUCGUCAACAUCUACCUCAUGAUGCAGCUGGACUGGGGAACCUGGUGCCGCUUCACCGUCUGGAUGCUCAUCGGUUUCGCCAUCUACUUCUUCUACGGCAUCCGGAACAGCAGUGAGUCCUCCCACCGGUCUCCGGUGCUGCAUAACAAGAGCCCCAUCUACAAGGGCGCCCCCGACGAGAGCGACGUGGAAGCGGGCAGCAGCCCCUGAUGCAGCCGCACACCCGGGGAGGGGGGGGGGCGUUGCAGAGCAUGAAUGAUGCCCUGAGUUUGAGACGAGGAGAGGCAAGAACACUCACACAUCUGACCUCGGAGCUCGGAGGCUGACGGUGGCUGGACGCUGAGGCGGAGCUGCUCUCUGGCCCGCGGCGCUCCUCACCGGCCUGUCUGCUUAGCCUUAGCCCACGGCAGACCUUCACCUGCCUGAAACCUGCUUUGAAUAGACCUCACUAACGCCGGGUACCGCGGUACUCUGUCAACACGUGUGUCGUUUGUUUCUGUGAUCUAAAGCUGUAACUUUGAACAAUGUUACUCUUAACUAUUUUUGUCUGUUACAAGUAUACCGUGGCUGUGCGCGUCAUCUCGCCACUAGACGUGAAUAAAUAUGCUCAUGUAAAUCACUAUACGGCAGAACUUGAGCAGAUGAGUUUACAACUGUAAAGAUGGGAUUGAUUCUGUUCUUGUCGCUCCCUGUAAUUUAUUUUGUGCGUCAGUAGAGGCGCAAGCUGCAGGAAAGCAGUUAAUCCAUGACAGACCACUGCUGCUUCGCUCUGAGAUCCCUCCUCAUGUUUGCUCGCCACGCUUAGCCCUGGAUUUUUGUAACGUUUUUUUAAAGAUGGUGCUCCCAGUGUUGGAUGUGGUGUCAUGGCCCCGCCCCCACGGUCCCUGACAUCAGUAUUUCAUUGCCGGACCAGUAGAGUUUGUGUUUUUCUGGCCCGCAGGUGGUUGACACAGAAAGAGCCUGUAGAGCCUGUAGAGCGCCGUGCUAGUUAUGGAACGUUUUAGUAUCUGUAAAGUUGGGCAUACACUGUGCGAUAUUUUAAAUCGUAUGAGACUGCUCCAUCUCACACUGCACGACUAGAUCGCGGAGUUCAAAAGUUCACAGCCCACGAUUUAUGUUCUCACACUGUACGAGCCGAUGCUCGGAUGCGACCCGUCUGCUCACACUAUACGAUCAUAAUCCUCCCGUUGGACUUCUGUGUACUGGAACUGGAGGCCGGUUUUGGGGCAGGAGUGAGCUGUGUCCACCCAAACGUGCGUCCUGCCCACCCGAUCAAAGGUUAUGGGGAUCCUUAUUUUUUUAUAAUUUUUUAAUUUUUUUUAUAUAUAUAUUUAAAAAAUCCCCAAAUAUCUGUACCGUUUCUGAUUGAGCAGGCACUGCGCAUCAUUUUUAGACACAACAAAGAACGCAUACAGCAAAAGUUGUGUCUCGGCGGCGUCCCAGCAAAAUGAGAAGAGAAAAAAGAGUUGUUCCGAACAGCAGACAGCGCACACACUGAAGGCUGAUUUAUGGUUCUGCGUUACA
Messenger RNA from Cololabis saira (Pacific saury), 3587 nucleotides. RefSeq names its product solute carrier family 7 member 3a (gene slc7a3a). The coding region runs from base 342 to 2273 and encodes 643 amino acids. NCBI's taxonomy places the organism in Eukaryota, Metazoa, Chordata, Actinopteri, Beloniformes, Belonidae. Gene Ontology annotation, molecular function: amino acid transmembrane transporter activity. Gene Ontology annotation, biological process: transmembrane transport; amino acid transport. The record is from RefSeq and is a predicted model, not a curated record. The transcript has 12 exons. Gene Ontology annotation, cellular component: plasma membrane.